CCCAACCCAUACCACGACGAAGACUAUCAACGGGACAGCCUGAGUUAUCCAGCAUGCAGUUUUGGGUUGGCUGGGCCCUAUGGCAGAAACUGAGCACUGUGCUUGCAUUUCUCAUCACUCUCGUGCUCAUCUAUUCCUUCUCCAUCCUCUUAUACAACAGACGAAUGACAAGAAAACAUGCAGCGGCAGAAGCAUACCAAAAAGAAGAACAGGAUGCCGAGUUACGCCCUAUGCUGACUGUAGGAAGCGACAUUCCAUUUGGCGCCAGAGCUCUUGAGAGAGGAGUUCAAGUCGAAGGGAUUUGGAUCUCCUCGGACAACAACACGCCGCUUCCUACCCCCCAGAAACCUGGUACCCCAAUUGGAACCCGACCAUCGAGUUCGAGUGUCUCGACACGAUUAGAUUCAGUUCCUGAAAAUGUCCCGAGAGCACAGUCAAAGACCAGUCUGGCAUACCCGGUGGCGUCUCACAUCAACAGACCAGAUCCUCGAUGUACCUCGAGAGCUAGGGAUGACAACGUAGCCAGCGACAGUAAAAGCUCAAGCUUCUAUUCUGAAUCAGUCGUUGAAAGUCAACACGCCCAUCCCGCCCCAUUGAAGAACGACGAGCCAUAUACUCCAAACGAGGGGGAUGUGCCACAAUCGAAAAACAAGUCCAGCGUUCGCAGCUCAUGGAUAGGCAAAUCCCCAGACAAGUACAAGCGAAGAUCGAUCAUCGGUGGUAAGAAGCCAGAGGGUUUUACCAUGUUAGGUGAAAAGAAACUGAUCAUUAAUCCCCCAGGAAAUCAUGCUCGGCGAUCAUCUGAGGAAUUCAGGCGUCGUAUCAGCCGGUUAAUCGACGAGAACAUUCAAACGCGCCCAAGCGAGACGUUUCAACUGAAUCCGUUCCGACGUGCUGCCGAGGAAAGCCAUAAACGAAAAUCAAAGCUAGGAGCGUCUCAGCCAUGAAGCCUUCAAUGUUCAGAAUUGAUCACAAGCGCAUCUCUCGCGACUUCAUGGUGAAGUCAGCAACACCCAGUUGUUAACGGGUUUGAUGUGCCAUUCUAAAAGUGUGAGCGCACAUCUGAAACUGACUGGGACAUGGGGCGAAAGUUCAAUCAUUUUAUGUUUCAUGCCUAGGUCCCACUGGACUCUUUGAUCUUGUUGGAUAUCACUGGACUCUGUAACUUGACUUUGUUUUGCAACAGUAUACCUUAUGGAAACUGCAACUCUUCUUUGGUAUGGCCAACAUUGUUAUUGAAGCACCGAGACUAAUAGCGGCAUAUCUGAUAGAUGAAAUUGGUUUAAUAUUAUCAAGUAAGCAUGAAAUUAGACAGUCCUUCAACCUGGAACCGGG
Aspergillus wentii DTO 134E9 is the source of this 1335-nucleotide messenger RNA. RefSeq lists its product as uncharacterized. The transcript has 3 exons. Bases 54 to 947 code for a protein of 297 amino acids. The record is from RefSeq and is a predicted model, not a curated record. NCBI's taxonomy places the organism in Eukaryota, Fungi, Ascomycota, Eurotiomycetes, Eurotiales, Aspergillaceae.